This is a messenger RNA of Synchiropus splendidus (mandarinfish), 1365 nucleotides long. Its product is annotated as regulator of G-protein signaling 20. Lineage: Eukaryota; Metazoa; Chordata; Actinopteri; Syngnathiformes; Callionymidae. The record is from RefSeq and is a predicted model, not a curated record. The coding region runs from base 93 to 761 and encodes 222 amino acids. The transcript has 5 exons.
AGGGGACCAACUGGCUUGUGUCAAGCGGAGGCAGACGGAUGUGAUCGAGGCAAAAAAAACACCUGAAUUCUUGCAUUCAUGGUGACACAUUCAUGGGCUCAGAGCGGCUGGAGAUGCGCAAGAGACAGAUGCAGGUUCACCAGGAAGCAGCUGCCAGUGUCCUCCAACCCCCCCACAGAAUGGGAAACACCCCGACAAACGCCUCAAACGCCUGCUGCUUCUGCUGGUGCUGCUGCUGCAGCUGCUCCUGUUUGACCGUCAGGAGCGAAGACGAGACUGUGCAGAGAGGCAACUUCGAGCGCAGGACGGAUGGGACCAGCAAUUGCGAAGAAAGCCCCAAGCCCACUCUGGAGGACGCGCGCUCCUGGACGGUGUCGUUCGAGAAGUUGAUGAAGAGCGCGGCGGGGCGCGGCUGCUUCAGGCAGUUCCUCAGGACCGAGUUCAGCGAGGAGAACAUGAUGUUCUGGCUGGCGUGUGAAGAGCUGAAGAAGGAGACCAACAAGACCGUGGUGGAGGAGAAAGUCCGUCAGAUUUACGAAGACUUCAUCUCCAUUCUUUCACCCAAAGAGGUGAGCCUGGACUCCCGCGUCCGAGACGUGAUCAACCGCAACAUGCUGGAGCCCACCUCGCACACCUUCGACGACGCCCAGCAGCAGAUCUACACGCUGAUGCAGAGGGACUCGUAUCCGCGCUUCAUCAACUCCUCGGCAUACACGGACCUGGUGAAGAGCCUGGAGGAGCUGCCUCCCACCAAGCCAUAGACUGAGCACUGAGCGCUGCUCCGGAACGCAUGCAUCCCCUCCACCGGAGGGAGCCCGUGUUACCCUCCCUCCCGGUCUUUACCCAGCUGUGAGUGCAGUUUUGUUUCCUCAUAGUCAGAACCCCGGAACCAGAACAAACAUCAGACAUAUCUAUAUUUUUAUAAACUCCCUACGGCGCUGGACAUCGCACUUUUCUACCUGGUCUGAUGAGGGAAAGCAUGUAUCUGUGCGCACUGCGUUUGUAUGUCGGUAUCUUGUGAGCCUUAAAGCAUAUCCCCUUCUUGUAUGAACUAGAGAUUUUAUUUAAACGGUAAAGAAGGAAGUGCCUUGGAAUAAGAUCUUCUACUUCAGCACCUUGACCAGAGCGGUGCGACGUUGACCGCUGGUGCUUUUGGCUCGUCCCCACGUUUUUACAAUCUGACGAGCCGCUGCCUGAGAACUAGAUCUGAUGUGUCUCGUGUGUAUUCAUACUGUGAUAUUAGUCAUGAGGAUAUAUUUCUUUUGAAAUGAGGAGAAUCUAUUGACCAGGAGCACUGAUAUUUAUUUGUGUAUCUAAAGCAGGUUUGUGUCAAAUAGCCAUUUUAAAGUCUCACAUAAUAAAUAA